GGGAGUAAUGAGCACCCCUCCGGAGGAGGGCCAGCUCCUUCAUCUAUUGCUAAAGCUCAUGAAUGCGAAGAGGACGAUGGAGAUCGGUGUGUUUACGGGCUAUUCGCUCCUUUGCACUGCACUCGCCUUGCCGGAAGAUGGAAAGAUCACUGCCAUUGAUGUUGAUAGAAAAAGCUUUGAGAUAGGAUUGCCAUUCAUUCAGAAGGCUGGUGUCGAGAAGAAGAUAGAUUUUAUUGAAUCAGAAGCUCUUCCCGUUCUUGAUAAAAUGUUACAAGAGGGAAGAGAAGAAGGAUCGUUCGAUUUUGCAUUUGUCGACAGUGACAAGGAGAACUAUGGUGAGUACCAUGAAAGGUUGAUGAAGCUUGUCAAGAUUGGUGGGCUCAUCGGCUACGAUAAUACACUUUGGUUUGGGACCGUAGUAGUUCCCGAUUGUUCUAGCUUGCCUGACGAUGGCAGGAGAUUGAGAGACUGCUUGGUGAAUUUCAACAAGUUCUUGGCUUCUGACCCUAGAGUUGAGAUUUCGCAAAUUUGCAUUGGCGAUGGUAUUACCUUGUGUAGGCGCCUUUAUUAAGGUUUGAUCAGGCUUUUAUCGAUUGAGGAUUGUCUAAAUUGAAGGCGUGGAACGAUGAUUGUAAUAAGUGAGAUAUCUACUCUAAAUAACGCUUGUUUUGUUAGUAGUGUGUAAGGUAUCAGGAUUCACUAGCAUUGGUAGGCGUAGGUGGAUGCAGACCCAUCUAAGUGGAUUCAAACUCAAACUCACACAACCAAGAUGAAGCCGGGUUUCUAAAGCUUUAAGUUUUCUCUAUAGAGUGUAUUUUCUAUACUAGGGCUUGUUUGGAAAGAUGCAUUGCUUUGCAUCAUAUGGAAUUAAUAUAUUAUUACACAAUGAUUUUAUGUCUCGAAAUAUCUUGGUAUUUUGACCAUUCAAAUCUUCUACAUUUGAUACCCCAUUCUUCAUUUGGGAAAAACACUC
Messenger RNA from Magnolia sinica, 973 nucleotides. RefSeq names its product norbelladine 4'-O-methyltransferase 2-like. The record is from RefSeq and is a predicted model, not a curated record. Gene Ontology annotation, molecular function: O-methyltransferase activity; S-adenosylmethionine-dependent methyltransferase activity. The transcript has 3 exons. NCBI's taxonomy places the organism in Eukaryota, Viridiplantae, Streptophyta, Magnoliopsida, Magnoliales, Magnoliaceae. Bases 8 to 571 code for a protein of 187 amino acids.